GAUUCACUUCCGCCCUGAUCUUGCUCUUCUCUCUUCCGAAAUAAAGACAAACUACAAGUACAGUAGACCAUAAAAGGUUGUCCCCGUCCCCCCGGUCUCCCAAACACAACACCACCACCACCCGCCCGCACCUUCCGCUUUGAAUCGCCUCUUUGACUUGAGCCUCUUGCCCUCAUCCGCAACCACUUACAACUCUUCCACAAACAGACCACCACUUUCAUCUCCACUUUCACUUCCACCACAGCCACACUCUCCCUCCCUCGAAACUGUACCAUCGAUCCUUCUAGCAACUCCAGACUCUAGCGCCGCGCCACAUCGCAACCCUCUGGACCUGACCUUAUCUCAUCCUCUCCAUCACGCCCACUUUACCAUUCGCCACUUUAUACCUCCCAACGUUCGCCCAAACAACUCUCAAAAUGGUUUCUUCAACCUCAAGUUCACGAUCCGCCUCACCCGAGUGCACCGAGACAAUGCAGAUAUUCGUCAAGAACACCGCUGGCACUAGUAAGCGCUCCAUCUCCUAUGUUUACAUCCCGUCCCAUCCCCAUGAAACUGCGAGAAAGAACAACGAGACUGACCAAUUUCCCAGCAAUCGCUCUCACAGUGCCACAAGACAUCUCCGUCGAGAACCUCACAACCCUCCUCUCCCUCCGCACAUCUCGCCCUUCGAGCGACCUUCGUCUCGUGCACGCUGGGAAACACCUCUCGCCGUCCUUAACCCUCGCCGACUACCACAUCUCCCGCGAAUCCACACUCCACGUCGCAUUCCCAUUAAGAGGCGGCAUGCCACCCAAGAAACUACGCUGCACAUUCAAGGACUGUAGGGAAGGUGCGCAACGCAUCAUUGGGGACUGUGGGUUCUGUAAUGGUCACUACUGUGGGAAGCACCGACUGUUAGAGGACCACAAAUGUGAUGGAUUAGAAGACGUAAGCUGCCCUACUUCCCUGGAAUCUCCCUCGAAAGACGAGAUCCAAUGGUGGAAAGUUGGUCUAGGCGAUGUUCUUGCAGAAUUCAUGGCUAACAAUGAACCCAAUUACAGUGUAAGAAGGAAUCCCACGACCGCAACGCCGCACAACUUAACGCAGAGCGAACACAAGUAAUCAAGGGAAUCUAGGGGAUGAAUGUGGAACAGCUCGGCUGUUGUGACUGCCAUUGUAUAUGUGACUACCAUCCGAACGACGGCGUUUUUUUAUAUGGCCGAUGGGGAGGUCCAUCGAUGCAUUGUAUUUACUGUGCUCCUUCUUCUGUUAUGAGCCUGCGACUUGCGACCUAUUUGGCGAUCUUUUAGCGGGCGUAAUAUGGUUCCCUCGAAAGAGACCGGAACCCGGUCACUCUACGUGUGGUUUAGAAUAAUGGGAGGACAUCUAAACACACAAACAACCAAUAACAAAUAAACUUCUUCAAUUACUUUCUUCGUGACUGAAUUGUUAU
Molecule: messenger RNA, 1432 nt
Organism: Hymenoscyphus albidus
Lineage: Eukaryota; Fungi; Ascomycota; Leotiomycetes; Helotiales; Helotiaceae
Source: the annotation of a GenBank genome assembly